AUGUCAGAUUUCCGUGAUAUAGCUCUUAACGCAAUUAUCACCAUUCACGCUUGUGUUUUACAAAUGCAUAGUGCGGACCGUCGACGCCACAGCGCUAUCGCUUUCGAAAGCGUGAACGUGGGCUCCUUAUUGCUGCUAACUGGCGGAAUUCUUCUUAUAGCCUCCGCAUUGCUCGCGCGCCAAGGCUUCACAGGCCGAGACCAUGUCGUGGGCAUUGAUUUAGGUACAACGUACUCGGUUGUGGCAAUAUUUCAAAAAAACAACGUGACAGCAAUUGCAGACAAUGAAGGCCAUGUAUUAGUGCCAUCCACUGUUGCAUAUCUACCCGAUGGAGGUGUGUUGAUAGGUCGCGAGGCUCGAACACAUCGCACUAUAGACCCGCAACACACAAUCUUUAAUGCCAAGAGGUUUAUUGGCCAAAGUUACGAUGACGUUAUCAAAUCCGAAAAUGGUACAAUGCCAUACGAGUUUAACAUCAAGCCACUGCAACGCAACGAAUAUGACGGUAUAUGCUUUGCGCUCAACUUACCAAAUCACCCCGAGUGUGUGACACCAGUAGAGAUUGGCACUGCCAUUGUGCGACACCUUCACUUCAUGGCGCAUCGAUAUGUCGGUCACAACCAGGUCACAAAAGCGGUGGUUGCAGUGCCGGUGGAUUUUAAUGAGAAACAACGAAAUGCCACAAAAGCCGCAUUUCGAGCGGCAGGAUUGGAAGUCUCUCGUGUGCUAGAAGAACCAACCGCCGCUGCAAUUGCCUAUGGUUUGCAUCAGGAUCAGAAUAUUAAUUUUAUGCUAGUGUUUGACUUUGGAGGCGGCACAUUAGAUGUGUCACUAUUAUUUGCACGUAAUGGCGCCAUUACCGUGGUGGAUACCUUAGGAGACAAUCAUCUCGGUGGUGAAGAUUUAGAUGCGCGACUGUCGGCUUGGCUUCUAAUGAGAUUUGAAUCUCAAUUAAAAAAGAAAAUUUCAACCCACAAUACCAAAACUGAGGGCAAACGCGUCCUCAAGGACCGACCAGAGCCGCCAUGUACCAUGGCUGGCGUCCGUCAAGCUGCCGAGCUGUUAAAAAGGCAAUUGACUAAUCUUUCUGUAGUGACUGCUGCUUGUGUAUGGAAUGAAGGCGAUGAAUCAAUACAAAUUGAAGUUGAUGUCACGCGAUUGCAAUUCGAAGAGUUAUGCAAACCGUUGCUGGAGCGGACAAUGAUUCCUGUGCGUGACAUCUUGGCAGCCAACAAUAUCGGCACAGAGGAAAUUGACGCAGUGGUUUUGGUAGGAGGUUCUUCACGAAUUCCAUGGGUGCGUCAGCGUCUUACUGAAAUGUUCCAUGGUCGCGCACCGCUCUCGAACAUCGAUCCAGAUCUUGCUGUAGCGUAUGGAGCAGCGCGUACACUAGACUAG
This is a messenger RNA of Plasmopara halstedii, 1398 nucleotides long. RefSeq names its product molecular chaperone. The transcript has 4 exons. Gene Ontology annotation, cellular component: cytoplasm. Gene Ontology annotation, molecular function: ATP binding; misfolded protein binding; heat shock protein binding. The record is from RefSeq and is a predicted model, not a curated record. Gene Ontology annotation, biological process: protein refolding; cellular response to unfolded protein. Bases 1 to 1398 code for a protein of 465 amino acids. Lineage: Eukaryota; Oomycota; Peronosporomycetes; Peronosporales; Peronosporaceae.